Molecule: messenger RNA, 565 nt
Organism: Hypanus sabinus (Atlantic stingray)
Lineage: Eukaryota; Metazoa; Chordata; Chondrichthyes; Myliobatiformes; Dasyatidae
Gene: dad1
Product: defender against cell death 1
Exons: 3
Coding region: 83-424 (113 amino acids)
Biological process (GO): protein N-linked glycosylation
Cellular component (GO): membrane; oligosaccharyltransferase complex
Source: RefSeq, a predicted model, not a curated record
CGGACGAGUUAGUGUGGGGACGAGUUUGCUGACGUGUUUGCCCGGCGGCGCUGCCUUUCCGCAGUCAGGCGCCACUUUGACAAUGCGUAGCUCGGUUUUCUCGGUGCUCAGCCGCUUCUCCCAGGAGUAUGCGGCCGGCACUCCUCUCCGGCUGAAACUGCUCGACUCCUACCUGCUGUACAUGGCGCUGAGCGGCGUCACCCAGUUCCUAUACUGCGCGCUGGUCGGCACCUUCCCCUUCAACUCGUUCCUGUCCGGCUUCAUCGCCUGCGUGGGCUCUUUCGUGCUGGCGGUUUGUUUGCGGAUACAGAUUAAUCCUCAGAAUAAAGGUGAUUUCAUUGGCAUUUCACCGGAACGUGCAUUCGCUGACUUCCUCUUUGCCAGUACCAUCCUUCAUUUGGUGGUGAUCAACUUCAUAGGCUGAAGCUGUGCUGCAGGAAUAAUGUAACCCCGGCAGUUUGGAGCCUGUGUUGAUACUGCGUUGGAUCAGUCUGAAUUUUGUUUACAAAAUCUGUUUCAUUCCAUAUGUAAAAAAACAAAAUUAAAGAGAGUCUUUUACAAAAUG